AAUACGAGAGUGCGCGCGAGAAAUGCAGUGCGAGACACGCACCGAGCAGUCCAUAUAAACCCACCGAUUCAGCGCGCACAGACAAAAAUCACUGGAAAAACACAGCAGACGCUUGUUUAACGAGCGACAGGAAAGGCCACCGCCGACGAGGUAAAAUGGGAGGGAAGCUAAGCAAAAAGAAGAAGGGAUACAAUGUGAACGACGAGAAGGCAAAGGAGAAGGACGCAAAGACGGAGGGAGCGUCGGCGGAGGAGGGUGAAGCUCAAAAAGAGAACAAGGAGGAGGCUACCGCUACCACGGAGACCACCAAUGACACGGCGGCAGCCGUCAAAGAAGCCACGCCUGGUGCUGAGAGCAAUUCCACUGCGCCCAAGGAGGAGGAGAAAGGUUCCGCCCCUGCGAAAAAGGAUGAGCCUGCAGCUAACGCUAAUGCUAGUGCUCCUAAAGCCUCUGAAUCCAAGACCGCCGAGGCUGGCAAAGCGGAACCCGCCAAGAGUCCUGAUGCCCCUCCAGCCAAAGCUGAGGAAAAAUCCACCCCGGCAAAUGAGAAGGAGCCAGCGAAAGAGGCUGCCCUUCCUGCUAAAGAUCCCGCCCCCCCUGUAGCUACAGUGACGGAGAGCAAGGCUGACACUGAGUCUAAAAAGACUGAGGCUCCGCCCGCUAAAGAAUCCACCCCUGCAGAGCCAAUCACCAAGGAGACCAGCCCCGCCCCUAAUAAGGAGCAAGCAGUGGCUGUGCAAGAUUAACAGAAGGAACAGUGAACGGCAAGAUUAAUGACAAAAUGCAAGCAAGAUCAAAUUGAAAUAAUAAAACUAGCCCGCCCAGUUUAAACGACGUCAGUGAUUAUAAUAUUAAUAAUGAUAAUAGUAACAGUAACGGUAAUGAUUUUAACAGGCUGAACUUUGAUCAUCGUUUUGGUGAUGGACAUGAUCAUGAUGAUGAUGAUAAGACCGACAAGUGAUGUUAAUGAUAUUAUCUUUUAAAUUGAACUUUGAUACAAACCACCAGCCCCCCAACUCUUUCUCUCUCUUUCUCUAUACCUCUCUCUUCGUACCUUUCUUCCACCUCUAUUUAAUGAGGGGGUGGAACAAAAAACAUGAAUCCCUUCAUUGCCGCCGUUACCUCCCUUCAUUUGAGUGUGAUGUAAUGGCAGUGGGUGGGGUUAAUAUAUACUGUAUGUGUGCGUGUGUGCGUGCGUGUGUGGUAUUAGUAGUCCAGCCUCCCUGAUACACAUUUCAUCGUUCCUGUUUGCUGCUUUCUAGUUUGUGAUUGGCAUUGUGUCUUUGCUUCUCACCUAAGUUUCUUUCUCUCUCUCUCUCUCUCUCUCUCUCUCUCUCUCUCUCUCUCUCUCUCUCUCUCUCUCUCUCUCUCUCUCUCUCUCUCUCUCUCUCUCUCUCUCUCUCUCUCUCUCUCUCUCUCUCUCUCUCUCUCGCUCUUUCUCCUGUAUCAGUGGAAAGUCAUUGUACAGCACAAUGCAUCACACACACAUACACACACAAAUACAGUAUUGUUGAAUGUUAGAAGUAUUAAUAUGUUUAACCAUGUUAAAGGUGUGACAGUGUGUGUGGAGACAGUAUGGCACAAAGUAUAAAAUGAGUGUUUGCGGUGUUUAUGAAGUGAUGCACAAUUUGAGCACCUGUAAGUGUUUGCGUGUGUGUGUGUGUGUGUGUGUGUGUGUGUGUGUGUGUGUGUGUGUGUUAUUGGAGUUCUGGUCUUUCUGUACUUUGAAAGCAGCAGUUGUCAUGAUUUCAGAGAGAGAGAGAUAAAGAGAGAGACCCCAGACCUCCGAACUCACCGAACAGGACACACUUCUUACACACACACAUCAUUCUCUCCAAAUACUGAAACAAUGCGAGUGCUGUGUGUUGUGUGAUAAUGUGUGUGUUUUGCAUGUCAGUGGUUGGCCCUAUUGUUGUGUAUUUUUGGUUGCUGUGAAGAUAAAUGUUGCUACAGGUGAUAUUUCAUUUGAAUUAACAGACAUGACCUCCCUCUUUCUAUUUCUAUCUGUUUCUUUCACUAUCAUUCCUUUUCUUUCCAAAACUCCCUGUUAAAAUAAAAAACAUGAAAUGGAUGAAUCCAGAUAUAUGUACUUGUAUACAUGGAGCAACAUUAAUAAAAAGAAAGAACCACAGAUUGAAAAUCA
Messenger RNA from Triplophysa rosa, 2143 nucleotides. It is a transcript of the gene basp1, whose product is annotated as brain abundant, membrane attached signal protein 1. Lineage: Eukaryota; Metazoa; Chordata; Actinopteri; Cypriniformes; Nemacheilidae. The record is from RefSeq and is a predicted model, not a curated record. The coding region runs from base 156 to 746 and encodes 196 amino acids. The transcript is spliced from 2 exons.